GGGUCAGAGGGUUUACAGACGACACAAAUAGUAAACACGCAAUUACUAAAUGCUUGAAGUAGACACUGUUUAGUGUUUAUAUCGUAAUCACAUGACCGGCUUCACCUGUCGAUUUUAUCACAGACUGGUGUUAAAGAAUCAGUGAUUGUUCAGUGGUUUUGCUUUAAAUAAUAUAAUUCCUCACGUUUUAAUUUUGAUAAAGUGCUCGGUAUAUAAAUCUGUCGGAAUCAGAUUAUAAACAUACCUAGUUAUAAAGAUGGAUCGUCAAGAAGAACAACCUUUCAUUGAAAAAGACUUAAAAACCAAUGCUUCUGUUGCUCCAAUAAAGGCCAGUCAUGAUUCAGAAGAAAUGGAGAAUGUUAAGUUUGAAACAGCUAUGGAAAUUGCUGGAUUCGGCAAGUUUAGUGUCUUUGCCAUAUUCCUGUCGGCAUUGACCAUCGGGAGUGCUUUCACUAGUUCUAUAGAUGCCUCCUUCCUGCUUCCAGCAGCUCAGUGUGACCUCAAUCUAUCCUCUGAUGACAAGGGUCUACUGGGAUCUGCUUUCUUUCUAGGAGCGAUCUCCGUUUCACAUCUGACUGGAUUUCUCGCAGACACUUUGGGCAGAAAAUAUGUUUUAGUAAGAGGGCUUUGGGGGAAUUUCAUUGUCUACAUUCUUGGAUCGGUGGCUCCAAACUUUUGGACUCUGUUCAUCCUAAAACUCCUCUCGGGAAUGUUGUCGGCUCCAUGCUAUAUUGCCACAUUUCCAUUCUUAGGAGAAUAUGUUCCAACACAGGACCGGUUUCGAUCUGUGAUGAUUGCCACAGCUUGUAGCAUCCUGGGACUGGCCUACUCUAACCCUGGUAGCCUGGGCCACGCUGCUUGGACAGUGGGAGGCAGAUCUAUGGCUGGUGAAGUUUACCCCUUGGCGACUGUUCUUCCUCAUAUGUGGUGUGCCGGCCUUAAUCUCCGCCAUUCUAUUCUGCAUAACUCCUGAGAGUCCUAAGUUCCUCUUGACUAGAGGGAAGAAGGAGGAGACUCUACAGAUUCUACAGAAAGUUUAUUCAAUUAAUUCUGGGAAAGAAUGCAACACCUAUCCCGUAAAGUCCAUUUCUCUAGAUGCCAAUGAUGUGGUUUCUCCUGAUCAGAAGAAAGGAGUGCUUGGUAUCCUGAAACAUAUUGUAGACCAGACAACGCCACUCUUCAAACCUCCUUUUGUCAAGAAUCUUAUCCUGUGC
Messenger RNA from Homalodisca vitripennis (glassy-winged sharpshooter), 1214 nucleotides. RefSeq names its product synaptic vesicle glycoprotein 2B-like. The record is from RefSeq and is a predicted model, not a curated record. The coding region runs from base 257 to 973 and encodes 238 amino acids. NCBI's taxonomy places the organism in Eukaryota, Metazoa, Arthropoda, Insecta, Hemiptera, Cicadellidae. Gene Ontology annotation, molecular function: transmembrane transporter activity. Gene Ontology annotation, biological process: transmembrane transport. The transcript has 7 exons.